CUCUCAUAGCCUGGAAACUUUCACCAAAAGAAUUCUACAGGAUGACAAAAUCUUCUCUAUUCUCCUCUCUUCUUCUGAUUUUUGUUUUAAUCUCCUCUAGUACUUCCUCCAAGGCUUCAAUUUGCUCCAAAAAUGGAAUACCAUUAGUUAGGAACAUCAGUGAGCUUCCGCCGAGUGAUUAUGGGAGAGGAGGACUAUCACAUAUCACUGUUGCUGGUUCAGUUCUACACGGAAUGAAAGAGGUUGAGAUAUGGCUCCAAACAUUUUCUCCGGGAUCACGGACACCAAUCCACAGGCACUCUUGUGAAGAAGUGUUUGUGGUCUUAAAAGGGAGUGGUACGCUUCUUAUUGCCUCAAACUCACACGAGAAACAUCCUGGAAAGCCGCAAGAGUUUCGGAUAUUUUCGAAUAGUACAUUUCAUAUCCCCAUGAAUGAUGCUCAUCAGGUUUGGAAUACAAAUGCAAAUGAUGACUUGCAGGUUUUGGUUGUAAUAUCUCGUCCGCCUGUUAAAGUGUUAGUUACUCUUACACCCUGCCUAAGUUACCACUACGUAGGAUUGCAAUUCAUAACUCAGUUUUUGCUUCAAAAAAAAAAGAAAAGAAAAAAACUCAGUUUUAUAUUGUAGUUGCUCAUGUAACUUAUCAAUCAGUGAAGUAUUAUCCUCCAUAUUUUGGUCUGCAACUACUUCAAUUACCACAAUCUUGUAUUCUAGUGUUGAAUUCUCUUUCAGUCUUUUAUGAUUUUUUUGAUUGGAAAGUUUUAAAAUGUUCAAUUUUCUUAAAUGCUUUCUGUUACAAGAGCU
Messenger RNA from Papaver somniferum (opium poppy), 803 nucleotides. Its product is annotated as auxin-binding protein T85-like. Bases 42 to 626 code for a protein of 194 amino acids. The transcript has 4 exons. Lineage: Eukaryota; Viridiplantae; Streptophyta; Magnoliopsida; Ranunculales; Papaveraceae. The record is from RefSeq and is a predicted model, not a curated record. Gene Ontology annotation, molecular function: auxin binding.